AUAUAUUCUCUCUCUUACACUAUAGUUUGUAGACCACAAUAAAACCAUCAUUUCUCCCUUCAACAACACUCCCUCUUGGCUAGCUCCAAUACUAUAGUUUGGAGACUAGCCAAACCAAAAAAAAUAAUAAAAAAUCUUCCUUCUACAAUUUGCUUCAAAUUCAUUCAAUAUCAACAACAAAAAUUCAACAAUACGUUCAUUAUGACGAACAAACGUGAAAAUCCAUCAUUUUUUUCUAUACAUCCCUCAAGACGCCUCGAUCCUAACAAUGACAAGGUUGAGUCGACAAGGACUAAUAAUUUACUAGUGAAGAAAAACAAUGUUACGAUUAAGCGUGAUCAAGAAAAAUUCAACGAUGCAGGAACUAUGUCAGACAUGAUCAAUGUGCAUGUGGGACAUGCUAGUGCACAUAAAGAGGGCGGGUCGAUGUGGACAGAGGAUAGUGGACGUGAAAGAUUGAAGAGACAUAGAAUUGAAGUGGCAGGACAUGUAUGGAUACCAGAAAUUUGGGGACAAGAGGAAUUACUCAAAGAUUGGAUUGAUUGUAGUGCAUUUGAUUCAAAAUUGAUGAAUAAUAAUAAUAUAAUGUCAGCUAGAGCUGCUUUGGUUGAAGAAAGAAGAAGAACAAAUUCAUCUUGUAGAUUGAGAAUUGAAAAUAGCUAUUGAAAAUAUGCUCCAAAAAAAAAAAAAGAUGAGUUUUUUUUU
Molecule: messenger RNA, 705 nt
Organism: Solanum stenotomum
Lineage: Eukaryota; Viridiplantae; Streptophyta; Magnoliopsida; Solanales; Solanaceae
Exons: 1
Coding region: 202-666 (154 amino acids)
Biological process (GO): blue light signaling pathway
Source: RefSeq, a predicted model, not a curated record